Messenger RNA from Elaeis guineensis (African oil palm), 1339 nucleotides. Its product is annotated as probable indole-3-pyruvate monooxygenase YUCCA9. The record is from RefSeq and is a predicted model, not a curated record. Lineage: Eukaryota; Viridiplantae; Streptophyta; Magnoliopsida; Arecales; Arecaceae. Gene Ontology annotation, molecular function: flavin adenine dinucleotide binding; N,N-dimethylaniline monooxygenase activity; NADP binding.
GAAGCAGAACUCAUCUCCAAUCCUGGAAAUCAAGCUCCAUGGACCGCUCAUGAAAUCGAAUUCAAAGCAUGUAUGGGUGCCCGGGCCAAUAAUCGUAGGAGCCGGACCUUCGGGCCUGGCUACUUCAGCAUGCCUCAAAAAGCAAGGUGUCCCUUCCUUGAUACUAGAGAAAGAAAAUUGCAUAGCCUCAUCAUGGAAGCUCAGGACUUAUGAGCGCCUAAAGCUUCAUCUCCCCAAGCAGUUCUGUGAACUUCCUCUCAUGACUUUCCCACCGGAUUUCCCGACAUACCCAACAAAACGGCAGUUCAUAAGCUACUUAGAAGCCUAUGCUGAGCACUUCUCAAUAAAGCCUUUGUUUGGAGUGAGGGUGCAGUGUGCUGAGUAUGAUCCAAGCAUUGGGCUUUGGCGGGUUCAGGGCAAUGACUUAGAAUUCAUAUGUCGAUGGCUUAUAGUUGCGACGGGGGAGAAUGCAGAGGCGAUAUUGCCAGAUAUCGGUGGGAUGUCGGAGUUUCAGGGGCAAGUCCUGCACACAAGUUUCUACAAGAAUGGAGAUGAUUUUAGAGGGGAGAAGGUUCUGGUGGUGGGUUGUGGGAAUUCAGGCAUGGAAGUUUGCUUGGACCUGUGUAGCAGUGAAGUUCAAGUCUCUAUGGUUGUUAGAGAUAAGUUGCACAUCUUGCCAAGGGAAAUACUAGGGAUUUCAACCUUUGGGCUCUCAAUGUGGCUGCUCAAAUGGUUGCCAAUGAAAUUGGUUGAUGCAUUCCUUCUCUUAUGCUCAUGGCUGAUACUUGGGGAUACAGAGAAAUAUGGCCUCGCUCGACCCAAGAUAGGGCCCCUGAAACUAAAGAACACCACCGGGAAGACCCCGGUUCUUGAUGUUGGCACUCUUUCAAGAAUCAAAAGUGGCCAAAUUAAGGUGGUCCCUGGUAUAAAGCGCUUUACAAAUAAAGGCGUGGAAUUUGCGGAUGGCAGACAGGAGGAUUACGAUACAAUCAUCCUAGCAACUGGCUAUAGAAGCAAUGUGCCUUCAUGGCUCAAGGAGGAGGAGUUCUUUGAUAAAAAAGAUGGUUUUCCGAGGAAUCCAUUUCCUAACAGUUGGAGAGGGAAGAACGGGCUCUAUGCGACGGGGUUCACCAGGAGAGGAUUGUUGGGAUCUUCCAUGGAUGCUCACAGGAUAGCAGAGGACAUUGCCUGCCAAUGGAAGUCCAAGACCAAGCAUCCGCCUUUAGAGAUGUAGACAGCAGAAAAUGACUGAAGCUUUUAACUUCCGUCUCUCAUGCAGAAAUUAGAAAAGUCUAUUGUAUCCUAUAUAUGGUUCUUACCUUCCUGUCUUUUUGAUGAU